Molecule: messenger RNA, 662 nt
Organism: Pseudogymnoascus destructans
Lineage: Eukaryota; Fungi; Ascomycota; Leotiomycetes; Thelebolales; Thelebolaceae
Exons: 1
Coding region: 1-555 (184 amino acids)
Source: RefSeq, a predicted model, not a curated record
AUGGCUCGUGGGGUUUGGGGGUGUGAUGGGGGAGCUGAUGGUGGUGAGGCUGGUGAUGAUGGGUUUCACAGUGAUAUAUUCACGAUGCGUGAAAAGAAGGGAAUUAUAACGAGAAAACUGGCCAUUGAAGAACGAAAGAGGACCCCCCCCCCCGGCUCCUACACCUUCCUUCCAACCCCCUCUUCCCCCAGCCGCAGGGCAAACAACAAACUAGACACUGAUACGAUGAUCCGAUAUAACAACCCCCUCCCCCGGCAUGCAUCACAGCUCUCGGACUAUCAAGUUGUCAAGCGACAAAAAAAGCACUGGGAAGGAACACCCGUCCGCUCGGCCAGCCCAGCUCAGUUAGCGCGUGCUGUUCUUCCUGUGGAACUGCUGAUGUGCGAGCUGCUGGGUUGGGGUGUUGUCGGGGGUGUUGUCGAGGGUGUUCUUGCUAUCGUACAAUUCUUGUCACCUCGCACAGUCUUGUCCGUUGAAAAUUUCUCACUGCGACCCACGAACAAUGUUCAUGAAAGCAUCAGCUCCCCCAUCUAUGCAGCAGUUAGAUGUAUUUGAGCCACCCGAUCAAUAGCAGCUUGACACUGCCGGUCGAUAUAGAGCGGGGAAUCUUCGAGCUUGAAUUUUAACUUUUGGCAGUGGUGUUGUAUAGGGUGGGUUGGGGA